Molecule: messenger RNA, 1752 nt
Organism: Paramecium sonneborni
Lineage: Eukaryota; Ciliophora; Oligohymenophorea; Peniculida; Parameciidae
Source: the annotation of a GenBank genome assembly
AUGUUUCACUCUAAUUAUUCAACUCCUGUCAAACAUGUGAUUCUCACUCCUAAAUUACAACUUAUUUGGAAUUAUGAUUUGCUAAUGAAUCAUUAUUAAGAAUUAGAACUCUAAAUUAAUACUUAAACAUCUGAUCAUAAAAUUAGAUAUCAACACAUUCUAUCUAAAAUUGAUAAAGUAUUUAAUGAUAUUAUCAAUAAUAUUGCUGAACUACAAAAAACCACUUUAAAAGAUUACUUAUCAUUCUUAUUAGAACUAAGAGUAAAAAGAGAAAAUAAUUUAUCAAAAGCAGAAAAUGCUUAUAAAAUGUCUUAAUCUAAUUAUUUUGAUGAAAUUGAAAAAAAGGAAAUACCUUAACAAAACAUGUAUUAUUCAUAAUAACAUACUCUUAAAGCUUCUAAAUCAAUACCAAUAACUUCUACAUUUAUACCUAAUCCUAAUUUAAUUUCUAUGAAUAAUCACCAAUCAUAAACCUUACCAGUUAUUUAAAAAGAUUAGAAUAACGAUCACCUUAAUAAUAAUCAUAAAUACUUAUAUGAUUAAGAUUAGAUUUCGAUUAAUUAUAUCCCCUAGAAACAAGCAUAAUCAAUUAAUUAAUCAUUAUAACCAUCUAAUUUUAGAUUUAGAGCUUCUCCUUCUAAACAACAUUUAUCUAAUUAAAUAUUAAAGAAAAAUGAAAUUGAUGAUAUUGAACCUUCUCUUUUGGUUAAUAAUUAAAAUCAUAUUUAAUAAAUAACACUCUAAUCUUUAGAUUUAUAAUAGACUUAACCUUCUGUACCUCUCUACGAUUAAUUUAAACUUCAACCAUAUAAUCAUCUUACUUAACCAGAUUAAUAAUCAAUAUAUGAUGAUUACGAGUAAUCUAUUUCUUAAGAGUUAUCUUAAUCACAAAAUAAUGUACUUCAAUCUUAGAGCAAAAUUUAUAAAAAAAAAAAAAUAUUUGAUGAAGAUUAAAAUGAGAGGAUUUUAAAAAAUUCUUAUAAUAAUGAUUAAUUUAAUUUAAAAUCAUAUUCUUAAUCAAACUUUUAAAAGUAGACUGUUUCACUUCAUAAAAAUAUGGUUCCUGUUAAUAAAGAUAUUAUACCUAUUGAUUAAAUGAUAGAUAAAUAAGACUCAAAAUAAAAUUAUAUUAAUGAUGUAUGUGGUAAUUUAGGUUAUGAUUAAUUUUAUUAAUAUCUUUGUUAAAGAUAUCCUGUAUAUAGAAUUUUGUAAAAGUCUUAUAAAAGUAAAACCAAAAGAGAAGAUUAAGAAGGAUUUAAUUAAUAAAAUUAAACAUCAAAUUAUUUGUAAAGCAUUUUUUGCACAUAAUGUGAUCAAUUUAUAUCUAUAAAUUAAGCCAAUAAUCAUACAAAUUUUUGUAUGAAUAAUAAGUAAAAUUAAUAAAAUCAUGAAAGAAAUUAUUUAGAUUAUUUAAUUUGUUGUAAUGGGUUAAUAAAUAAUUAAUAAAAUACAAAAGAAGAAAAAGAUGGAAGAAUUGUAAAUGAUUUGGCGAAAAUAAGAUAUUUAAUGGAAACGAAUUUGAAAUUAUUUGAUCCAUAAACUUAAGUCCAUUAAAAACAGAGAGAAUAUUGUUUAUUUGCUUUAGAAAUAUUGAAUUAAAUAAUAGAGAAUCCAUAAAAUUUAUCAUUGAAUUAAUAAGUGUUGGAUUUAAUAAGCAUUUAUUAAGUUUUAGAUUAAUAAGAAUUUAACUUCUAUUAAUAGUUCGUGUUUUUAUUACAAAAGGCAAAUGUAAAAUUAUAGAAAUUAAUAUGA